GAUGCCGCUGCCCGGCCCGCUAACUCGCUCACUUCACUAAACGAUGGGCUAGAGCCCAGAGCUGCGCCACCAUGGAUCCUCGAUCGACCGGCAACAUAAUGAACGAGAACCGCGAGCGAAUCCGCCGCGAGCGAGACAGGGAGAAGAACACCUACACCUCUCCCCGUCUCGCGCUGCGUCGCGUGCUGCUAUUGGCUGAAGGACGACAGUUCAGAGAAGCGGCGGCCAUCUUGGGACGCCUGGGGCCCGGGGUCCUGCAGAGUGUGGCGACGGAACUGCCUAUGGACUUGCUGGUGGAAGCGUUGCCACAUUCCUCGCAUUUGAUUGAGACGCUGUUGAAUCGCCUGAUCUCGCUCGAGAUCACCCCGCGCCCCGAGAUCUCCGUGGAAGCGGUGGCGUGGCGCCUCGUGGGGCUGCUGGGGGCGGCGGCGGCGGGGGGCGGUGACCUGCGCGCGCGCACGGGGCGGCUGGCGGGGGCGCUGGCGCAGUACCGCCCCCACGCCCGGGAGUUGUUGGACCAGCAGCGGCGGCAGCUCGACCUGGCUGUGCAAGGUCUGGGCACGCACGGGCUCACGGCGGACACGACGGGAGCGCUGAUCUCCCUCCACGUGGCCCUGAAGAACGAGCUGCAGCGGCACGUGGAGGUCUACAAGCAGGCGCUGCACAAGCUGGAGGAAUUGUCACCGGUGACAAUCACCCAAGACCCAGCCUCCUCCUCACACCAGCGUCUCCUGUCCCUCUCUCUGAGCGACGUGGAGCGCCGCCUCAUCGACAACAAGAGCCUGCUCACCAUCGUGGACAAGCCAGCCUUGAGACAGCUACCGACACUCAUAUCCUCAUUGGCUGCGAGAGUCGAGAGCGACAAGGCUGUCUUGGCUUGUGUGGGACAGAUUAAGCGGACCGAUGCGAAUAUGGAUCUGAGCGAUACGAGGCCAGUAGCCGGCGUCCUCAUGUCGUUCUCGCGGGGCUGCGACGCGGUGCUCGGCCUGAUGACUGCGGAGCCCCCGAGCACGCCGGCGCCACGCUCCACUGCAGACUCCGCCAGUGACGGCUAUCAUAGUGAUAGUGACGAACAUGCGGCUAGCGAGACUGGACCAGACAGAAGCAAGCUAGUCUCGUUCUACGCUGGCGUGUGGGCGCGCGCGGCGGACGAAGCUCUGCCGGCGCUGGGCGCACUGGAGCCGCUGAGGCAGACCCCGCAUCUCAAGUACAAGAUCGUGUUCUCUGUUGUUGUGCUAUCAUUCCGCGCAGCCAUCAGCCUGCGCGACCGGCGCCUCUCCGAAGUGAAGUCUCUGCUCGGGGCCGCCGACAGCUCCGACGUCAGACCCGCAGCCGUCACCCGGCUGGUCUCCGCGGCCACCAAGAUGAUGCAAGAGACCGCACAGACCUUCCCGCUGGGGGACGCGGAGAGGACUGUGGUUAAUCAGGUCCUCAACACGCUCCGCGAGUACCCGUGCCUGGGCGCCUGCGCGCCGCUCCACGCUCUGGUGGCCGCCUCGUGCCGCGCCGCCUGGAUGGUGAGCCUGCACUCGCCGCCGCUGCGGAUUGACACUGACUUCACUCCUGUGGUGAUGAACCCCGAGAAGCACGUCCGUUUCUCCGCCGGCUCCGACGCACGGGACCGCCGCAGCGACCUCAUCAAGUCCUUCGUGUGGCCCGCGCUAAUGGACGGCCCUCGAUGCGUGUUCCGCGCCGUCGUACUCACUUAGUGUAGGGCUGAUGUACUCAGGCGGACGGCUGUUGUACUCAGAUGGACGGCUGUUGGACUCAGGUGGAAGGCGGUUGUACUCUCUUAGAUGGAUAGCUGUUGCCGCUACACGGGUUCGUUAUUUUCGUAGAUAAAUGGCACUAUAUCGCGAUUUGCCAUAAAUACGACGUUGUGAUUGGAGGAACGCGCAUUCAACGAGUUUAUCGACGUCGAUAACGAAUCCGUGUAGCGACCGCUGUUGCUGUAGUACG
Molecule: messenger RNA, 1959 nt
Organism: Plutella xylostella (diamondback moth)
Lineage: Eukaryota; Metazoa; Arthropoda; Insecta; Lepidoptera; Plutellidae
Biological process (GO): mitophagy by internal vacuole formation; mitochondrial protein catabolic process
Cellular component (GO): mitochondrial outer membrane
Source: RefSeq, a predicted model, not a curated record